CCUCCCUGCCGCGCCGCCGCCUCCCCGCCCGCCGCCUCCCCGCCCGCUGUGCAGAGCCGGGGCAUGGCGAGCCAGCGCUGCUUCGCCAACCGCUUCGAUGACUACCAGGGGGCGGCGGCGGGGGCGGCGGGGCCGGAUGCGGAGGCGGCCGUGCCGCUGGUGACCGCCACCAUCGAGCGCAUCCUUCGGGAGCUGCCCCCCCUGGGGGGCAGCUGCCAGGGCGGGCUGUACGGCGGGGUGGCCGGCGUGGCCUACAUGCUGUACCACGUCGCGCAGUGCCCGCUCUUCGCCCCGUCGCGGGACGCCUACCUGCGGGCGGCUCGCCGCCUGGUGGACGCCUGCCUGCGAGCCCAGGAGCGGGGCGGCGGCGAGGCCGAUACCCGCGCCGCCUUCUUGCUGGGAGGCGCCGGGGUCUACGCGGUGGCCGCGCUGGUCUACCGAGCCCUGGGGCUGCCCGACUUCGCCCGGCCGCUGGGCAAGUUUCGGGAGCUGAGCGAGGUGUGCGCCCCGCUCUCCUUCCUCGAGUGCGGCUCCGACGAGCUCUUCGUCGGCCGCGCCGGGUACCUGUGCGCCGCCCUGGUGCUGAAGCAGCGGCUGGGCAUGGAGGUGCUGACCCCAGCGCAAAUAAAAUCAAUUUGCCUGGCCAUAUUGGAAUCAGGAAAGCAGUAUGCAGUGAAGAAGAGGAAACCAUUCCCACUCAUGUAUUCCUACUAUGGAACAGAGUAUCUCGGUGCAGCACAUGGGCUUUCAUCAAUCCUUCAGAUGUUACUUUCCUACUACGAGUACUUGCAGCCAGCAGAUCAGGAGCUUGUGUGGCAGAGUGUUGAUUUCCUCAUGGACCAAGAGCAGAACAGCAACUGGCCUCCUGAGCUGGGGGAGACGAUCGAGAGGGAGAAUGAGCUUGUCCACUGGUGUCAUGGAGCUCCAGGCAUUGCGUAUCUGUUUGCCAAAGCUUAUCUGGUUUCCAAGAAGCCUCAGUAUCUGGACACUUGUAUCCGCUGCGGAGAGCUAACCUGGCAGAAAGGCUUGCUGAAGAAGGGACCUGGCAUAUGCCAUGGAGUGGCUGGUAGUGCUUACGUGUUCCUGCUGCUCUAUAGGCUGACUGGGAACUCAAAAUACAUCUACAGGGCACAAAGGUUUGCAGAGUUCUUAUUUACAGAAGAAUUUAAGGCUGGUUCCCGGGCAUUAGAAAGUGUAUAUAGUCUGUAUGAAGGCUUCUCGGGAACCGUGUGUUUCCUGACUGACUUGCUGCAACCCAACCAAGCUGAGUUUCCUCUCUUCAGUGUCUUUGUCUAGAGAAUAGCAUUCUUCUGGGCCGCAUCCCAUUGGCAACGGGAGAGGGCACCUGCAGUUUCACUUAUGUGUCGGGAGAGGUUAUUUACAAAAAACAAGCCAGUGGUACCACUAAUGCUAGCCUUAAUGUAGCUGGGAGUGAGGUGAAGGAGUAAAUACUCUGGGGCUUUGGGAGGGAAGCAUGUGACCAAAAAAAUGGGUCAGUAAAAAAGGGGGGAAGUGAUUAAAUCUGACAGGGGUAGAUAUUUAUCUGUAAUAAGAAGUAAAAUCUAAUUAUUCAAGUGAGAGAGAAAGGGGCAUUAUCAAACUUUUAAUUUGGUGGUUACACAGGAGAAUAGAAAAGGCAAGGUAGAAUUACAGGGACAUGCAAAGAAGGAAGAAAAUGAUACAUCCAGAAUGUUUUAAAAAGAGACCUGUAAAAGCAAGUCUUCUGCAGCGAUGCACUUAAAGGGGAGGGUGUUGUAGAUAUGUCACUACACUGCACAAAGGCAAAAUCUGGGAUUUUCUACCUAAACCACGUUUACUAGUACUAGUACCAUGUAUUAGAAAUACCUGUAUCUUGGAGCUCUUUCAUCAUCAUAUGCAUAUAAUGACAGUUAUGUAGGUAGAUACAUAUUCAGCUGGCAGUUUCACAGGUUCAUUUCAGUGAGUGGGGUCUCACGUAUGUAAAUCAGGACUGAAUUUGACCAUUCUUUUCAGAGCACAGUCUGUGGUAGGGAGCUGGUCUCCUUUACUGAUUUAUCGUAACAGUGUCACUCAUCAAUACCUUCCCUUUCACAGGGAAGAUGAGUGGAGCUGUGGAGGAGACUUGGAUGAAGAAGUUAAAUAGCAAAGACACAGCAGGCAGGUGCUUUCUUCACAGUACAGCAUUGCUAGAUAGGUAUUGUUCAGUGAUACAAAAGCUCCCUUUAAAAAUUAAUUACCUAUAGCAGCACUUCUGAACUAAGACAUACAUAGUUCAGAGAAUGGAAAAACUAUUUUCCUGAUGAAUUGUUCAUUAAAGACCCUGCAAACUGAAUGCAAACCCUUGGUGGCAUACUGAGCUUAAGAAAAAAAUGAUAACAAAACUGCUUCUUCUCCUGGUUAACAAAAUAAUAUAUAUGCCCAAAUUAUUUCUAUAGAAAUAAUGAUUUCCUCAUCACUAGUUGCACUAGCACUUAAGGUUGCAAUUAUAUCCAGUUUUAUACGUAUUAUAUAUAUAUAUAUUAUGAUAAUUAAAAACUAAAGAAAAUAUGUAAUUUGUACUAAAAAUAUAAAGCCAAUACCUAUAUUUAAAUAUUUUUAUUUAUUUUUAUUUAUAUGGGAGUAAUGUAAUGCAAUUACCUUUUACAGAUAGAUUGGGAAGGCCAGUACGUCAAAGAUUGCAGUUAGAGUGAAAAAAACCUGACCUCUGUGCACUGCCAAGCAUUGCAGUCUCUCUUCCUGCAUUCUUAACUGAGGGAGAUUACAAUUUCUUUAUUUUUUAUGCCUAAUGGAUUAAAGUUCCCAUUUGAUUUCAGUGGGCCUUGGUCAGGCUAUAACAUGGAGCCAAGUCUUGCAAUCCUUCCAUAUUUUAAUAUUGUAAUCCUAUUUCUCCUCAUGCCACUCUUACUUUAACUUGAUGACUUGCAUUAUUAUGAGCUGCAGAUUAGGAUUUCUGCUAUUUGUCUUGCACUGUGCAGCUCUAAUUAAUUAUUUAAACAUAGAAGUAACCAUAUUUCACUGGUGACUAAAGCAAUGUAGUUCUGUAUCUGCUUAGCAAGUAUUUGGGAAUCUUCUGAUGAAUGUUAAAAUUCAAUAUACAUUUGUUACAGGUUCAUUUGUGGGAUAAAGGGUCUUUUAAGGAAGCCAUUACUGUCACUUCAUCACUGUGAGCAGUGAGAUGUGUACGAUUUUUGUGUACAGGUAUUUCAUAGGGAGGUACACAUGUGAGGCUAAAUCCAGAAGCGAAUGGGAAGUCCAUGUGCUCUGCCCAGCCAUGUUUAAAAGCACGUGUUAAAUCAGAGCAAAGUCCAUUUUCAGCAGUGCAGAUCCUGAGCCCAUUGGGAUUCUCCUCUAGUUGCUUACUGUAAUGCAUAGGGCUAAUCUAUGUCAUAACCGGAACCUUUUUACACAAAAGAUGAAGGAAGGUAACAUGUGGCCUAUCCACUUUUUCCCCAUGACCAACAACAUGUCAGUCUCAAUUUGUAUUGCAGGGUAGUGGCACUCAGCUAAAAUAUGUAAGUAACAUUUGUGUCAGAGCAUUUAGACAGCUAUUGCAAUUGCAUUUUAUCUUAUCGUAAGACAGAGAAAUGAAUGGGUUCUGCCACAAUCUGGCACAGGAUGUUGCAGUCCUACAUUUAUUGCCAAUUAUUUUAUUUAUAGAUGCAAACAAAAACAAAACAAAACAAAACAAAAAAAAGAAGCCUAGUGUUCGGAUAACUACACAGUCAAAAAAAAAAACAAACAAACAAACAAAAAAACAAACAAACAAAAAAACAAAGAAACAAACAAAAAUUAAGCCUUAACAGAAUCUACAGCCUAUCAACAGAGUAAUCAUGACCUUUCGAUUUUCCCAGCACGCACUUUUUAAUUUUCACUAUGCCAAAGCAUUUAAUUGCAUCCAUUUACUUGUUUAUUUGUCAGGAGAUGCUUGAAGGAGAAAACCUUUGCCAAAACCUCAGUAAGUCUAGAGCACAAUAAAUAAAUACAGUAAUUUAGACCCUGACCAGGUCAUGAAUGCUGAUAUUGUAACUUACACCACAUAUAUGUUAAAAUUUACCAUAACAGUAGUAGAUAAAAUCGCUCCAUUUUAUUAUGCUUAACUUCCAACCGUCGUUUAUCUUUUAAUAUAACUCUAUAAUAAUAUAAAUCUAUCUGAAGAAUUCAGUGCCAGUUUUCUGGUGCUCCCUCCACCCCACUCCACGUCUCUUUGUAGAUUUCAUUUCUUCUGAUUUAGGUUCAGAGAAGGUUCAGAUCUGCUCUGUGUUGCUUUCUGCAGCACCAGCAAAACAAUCUUCUGUGUCUGCUACCCUUCUCCGUAUAUGAAGCCAUGUGUUUGGCGUCAUUUGAUACUAAUCCUAUGAGAAAGAAAAUGCUCACUUGAUAGGUUCAGCAAUGAGAAAACCCAUGCAACCACCCAGUUUUCAAAAUCUGGGUCCCAACUCUCUCUCUGCAAGUUCCACAAGUUCAGCACUGAGGUCAGCAAGAGCAACACACAAAGUGUGUUUACUGAAACUUAAGAUAUAAAUCAUAGUAACAUAGACAUCCAGUCUCAUAGGAUACAUUGUGUAAAAUCUUGGAAUAUAGUGACUCAUCUGUCACAUUGUAUGUGUCAGUUUGAGCUCAUUCUUACAGCUUUGUUGCUUUUCUUAUCUGAUCCAAUUGGACUAAGGUAUGUGCUGUAGUCACAGCUUCUGAACAAUGUCAGUAUACCCUAGGGCUCUUCUGAAAAUACCACUCGUUAAAUGGGCACGGUUUUCCAUCUUUUUCCUACUUUUAAUCUUCUAAUUGCUAUUUUUCCUUCUUACUAUUUUACACAUACGCUGUUGCAACCUUUAUUUGCUGCAUUAAAUGCAUGGACAGGACAGCAACCUGAGUAGAGCCAUUGGCACUUUUUGGUGUGAUAAAAAAUAAGGUCCUUUGUGUUCCUUUCGUACUGCUCGGGGAAAUCAAUUACGUGUCCUUCGCUAGAUAUUCUCAGCUGGAUGCUGCUUCCUCCUGCUCCAAAACCAAGCCUAAUAGACUGAAAAAUUGUAUUUCUGAACAGAUUGUGCCAUGGUGCUGUGACAAAAGACUGUGAUACCAGAAACUUGAGAAGCCUCUUUUAAAAGUGUAAAACACAAGUUACUGAGUCACGUUUGCACAUUAGUCUCUCUACUGUGUUAAGUUUCUAAAGCGUAGGCAAUAGGAAUUUAAGUGAUAUAAUAGUAUUUCUGAUUAUGCAGUUAAAGCAAAAGGGAUGCAUUGUGCUGGUAUUGGUGCUUAUUUGUGAUGUACCUGUGUUUGUGUGGUGCUGUUUGUGAGUAAAGCUGUAGAUUACAAAGCAGUUUAAGGACCUAUAUGCUAUCCAUGACUUUUGGUAGGUCAUCCAUAGAUUACUGUCAUAGAAUAAUUUUGAGGGAAACUAGAUCUGUGAUGUCAAGAUUUAGUGAUUUUAGCAUUCAUAGAGCCACAUGCAAUCCGUUUCAGCAACAGUACGGUUCUAAUGCAUACAUCUUAUUUUUUCCCUGCCAUUUACAACUUCCCAGCAUGAUAAUGAUUUUGUUUUGUGCCACUGCUUUCAAUAUCUGCUUUGUUUGCACCGUUGUUUCCUUCGGUUUCCCUGCCUUUCUUUCCCAGUCUAUGGAAAGACUUCUAACUUUGGAAGGCUAAACAAGCAGCCUGAGUCUUUUAUUCUUGAAAAUAAGAUCAAUUGAUUUUUGCCGAAGAGGAGUGUCCCACUUAUUUGCAUUACAUUAUUUUUACGCUCCCAGGUGGUCUCUUCUCACUGGCUUGGCCGUUUCCCAACUGCUAAGGAAAAAUCAUUAUAUUGUAAAAUAACUGUAACCGAUGAUAUGCAUCAUUGAAUAAAACAAAAGGGGAAGACUCUAGGCAACACAUUCACUUAUCUAGGAUCUCAAUCAGAAAUAAGGGAAGUAACCAAACCUCCCCAAAUACGCAUUGAAAUAGUUCUAGGAAUUAUGCACAAGUGAAUGCAAGUGAAGUGGUCACCCUCAUCGCCACUCGGUGAAAUUAAGUAAUGCCAUUCUGGUGUUCUAAUAAUAAUUACAUGGACAUUAAGUGAGCAUGAUAAGAAUAUUGAUUUUUUUUUUUAAUCCCAUGGAAAAAAAUAAAUGUAGGUAUCUGAUAUAUUCAAAAAUGUACAGGUGCAAUGUGUACAAAUGGAAACUUUCAUGAUCAAUCAGUUUUUUGUACGUGAAGCAUUACCUGCAUAUACAGUUAUAGCAUCUGCCAAGAUAUUGCAUGUUUUAUGCAAACAGCAAACUAUUUUAGCAUAUGCAUGCAUUUGGAGAAUAUAACCUUGUUAUUUGUCUUGAAAUUUUGUCCUAUAAGAUCCAUGGACAGAGUGUAUCUCAAAGGUCUGCCAAAUAAAUCUCAGGUGCAGUAAUUUCCUACAUACAUUGAAUAUUCACUGACAUGAGUGCAUAUUCUAAUCUGUAGGAAAAACUAGUAUAUCAGGAGUAAGAAUUGCUCUGUGGAUUUUAAAGAGUAAUCUUCCUGUGAAAAAUUACACAGAUGAGCAAUUGUUGUCUAACAGCACAGUUCAGAUUGCUCUGAGUUUAUACAGAGAUGUCCUGGAUUAAGUAGGAAGUGGCAUAAAACUAAAUUAAAAAUAAAUAAGAAAAUGACCAAAAAUCACAUUACUGACAGAACGACAUACUUCAAAGCCAUAACCCAAAAAUGCUCAGGGUCCACAAAACAAUACAGCAGUUUAGGGAUGUGAAUAGGCAUUUUCCAAGAGAAUAGCACAGUUUGCUGUGGUACAGUAUGCGCUGUACUUAACAGGUUAUAGCUGCCUUGAACUCUUCAUUGUCAUUACAGCAAAGUCAUCAUAUGCUGAAAAAAAAAAUCUGCCUAAGAAGGAAUUGCCUGUAGCUGAACCUACUGCCUACCCCUAUCAUUCAAUGGAAUAAAAGGGAUGUACAUUAUCAAUGCUUACAAAGUGGAAAAAAAAAAAAAAAGCCAACAUGCACAAACUUUUUGACCUGUCUUUCACCUAAUAAAUUUUCUGAUAUAUUUAUACUGUCAAUGAUGUCACUGUUAGUCCUGUACUCUGUAUAUUUAAAACUUUACAUCACGCUCUGGAAAAAAAAAAA
Messenger RNA from Anas platyrhynchos (mallard), 7070 nucleotides. RefSeq names its product LanC like family member 3 (gene LANCL3). The record is from RefSeq and is a predicted model, not a curated record. Gene Ontology annotation, biological process: carbohydrate metabolic process; peptide modification. Lineage: Eukaryota; Metazoa; Chordata; Aves; Anseriformes; Anatidae. Gene Ontology annotation, cellular component: plasma membrane.